AUGUUUAUUGAACGAAUAAACCAUGUGACAGGUGAAAGAGAAUGGGUAGUAGCUGAUGAGGACUACGAUUUGGUACAAGAACUUGCCAGAAGUCGCUUCGGGGAUAUGAUUCUUGAUUUCGAUCGUAACGACAUGUUUCUUGAAGGUCUUAAAACCACGAUUGCUGAGUUGAAAGCCAAAAACAAGCACGUACAUGUCUUAGAUAUCGGAACUGGCACAGGGUUGUUGUCCCUUAUGGCUGCACGGGAAGGUGCUGAUCAAGUCACUGCACUCGAAGUCUUCGAUCCAAUGGCCAAAUGUGCUCGUAAAAUAACCAAAGCAUCGGAGUGGAAAGACAAAAUCACAGUAGUAUCAACACGUUCAACUGAUCUGUCUCACCUGGGAGAAAAGCCCAACAUCAUUGUAGCAGAGGUAUUCGAUACGGAGUUGAUAGGUGAAGGUGCUUUGAGAACCUUCAAAGAAGCUCUCACUAAUCUCGUGCAGCCAGGAUGUCGAGUUGUUCCUUCAUUAGGCCGAGUAUGGGUGAUGCUAGUUCAAAGCGACUUCUUGAAAUCGUUCAACAGAAUUCCCGUACUGCGAAAAACAGAAGGAAGCCCUUUGGGGAAUUGUCCUGGAACUAGCGCUGUGUUUGACGUGCAACUCUCUCGAGUAACAUCAGAUCAAUUUGAAGCUCUUUCAUCUCCUAUCUUGGCUUUCAACUUUGAUUUUGAAGACGCUGACAGCAUCAUUUAUAACGAAGAGUUUACGAGGAACUUUGUCUGUUCUAAAUCUGGCAAUGCUGAUGCCAUUCUCAUGUGGUGGGAUUUGGAUAUGGACCGAACAGGUAAAAACUUCAUUGACAUGGCACCCACAUGGAAGAACCCUAACUUUGCCUGGAGAGACCAUUGGAUGCAAGCUGUGUAUUAUCUCCCUGACACUGUUAAAGUCGAAGAAGGAAAAACGUAUGAUCUGGGAUGCUCCCACGAUGAAUUCAGCAUGUGGUUUGCUCUACAAUCGAAAGGAUAUCCCCGUCCAUAUUGUGAUUGUUCUAUCCAUUCUUUACUCUCUCGUCAAACUGUUCACAGAUUGAAUGACACUUUAGGAGAUGAAAAGCUCAAUGAGCAAAUCCAAAAGAUGUGUUCUGGGAAGAAUGUUUGUGUGCUUGGUGAAGGAUCCAUGAUAGGGCUCUUGGCCUCGAACGUGGCUGAACAUGUUACGAUUGUUGACUCUAACAGUCAUUUCAGAGGAAUCAUUCAGAAAUAUGUUUCUUUCUACAAGCUGUCGAAUGUGACGAUACUAAGCAACACUUCAGAAUUAACUGAGAAGCCUGAUCUCGUGAUGUCUGAGCCCUUCUAUAUUUCGGCAAUGAAUCCUUGGCAAAAUCUCCGAUAUUGGUAUGAGCUGGAUACGAUAAGAGAGAAGUUCGGAGAUAACAUUGAGUUUGAGCCGAAGAAGGGAACACUCUAUGGGGUAUGUGAGAAGUUCACUGAUCUGCAUACAAUCGCAUCACCUGUCGGAACUGUGAAUGGCUUCGAUCUGUCAUACUUCGAUGAAAUUUCUCAGAAGGCAAGACAGGCCACUGACGCUGUUGUCGACGAACAGCCUCUUUGGGAGUACGGAGGUGAACUACUUUCGAAAAAGGUUGAGUUGAUGUCAUUUGACCUGAAAGAAAAGCCGCAACCUCGAACAGAGCAGAUGACAAUUGAUAUAGCCCCUGGGACAAAUGGAUUUCCGUUAUGGAUAGAUUGGCUGUUUGGAGAAUUAGUAAUCACUACUGGGUUGAAGGAAUCAACCAUCAAUAAAGAACCGAAUUGGUCAGUGAAAGAGAAGCAGGGAGUAUUCCUACUCCCUCCUAACCUCAUAGAGAAGAAUGUGCUGAACGCUCAUAUCGCUUUUGAUAAAGGCGACCUUGUUUUCAAUUUUUGUUGA
This is a messenger RNA of Auanema sp. JU1783, 1908 nucleotides long. The record is from the annotation of a GenBank genome assembly. Lineage: Eukaryota; Metazoa; Nematoda; Chromadorea; Rhabditida; Rhabditidae.